CCCCCGUCUCUCUCUGCUUUUCUCACUGUCACUUUCUGCAAUCUCCCACCCCUUCCUACUCUUGACCAAUUCAUUAUUAUGCGCCCUAAUGCUCUUCUCGCCCAAAUCAAUGGCGCUCAAACCCGAUCCACUCACCCGAACCCGCAACUUCUCUGCAUGUUACCGCCACCGAGCCCAGCCCUCAACCGGAAUCUGCGCCGCGUGCUUGCGCGAACGUCUCUCCGGCGUCGACGCUUCUGCCGACCCCGAGCUCUCCUCCUUGCCCAUCAUUCCGUCCUUGCUUCCUCCCGUAUCCGGUGACGCUGGACGCAAUGCUGGAGUUUAUGGUCGUCGGAACAAAGCUGGAGAUCCCUCGUCCUCCUUCGCGCCGGAUCUCCGGCGGAGUAGGUCAGUUUCCGGUAUUCACCUUGAGGGUUCGUGUAGUUCCUCUGAGCCCCGUCGCGUGUCUUGCGAUGUUAGGGAUCGGAACACUCUCGCGCUUCUGUUUGACACCAAUGACUGUAAGAUUGGGCCCACUGCGGAAAUUGAAGAGGAAACGAAGAGCAUUGGAUGCCCCAAAUUAGGUUGUGUUUCUGGAGAACCAAUUAAGAAUGCGGAAAUUGACAGAGAAAAAAGGGUUUCUACUCCUAGCAUUCCGAUUGUGAAUGAUGUUGACAUGGAGGAAGGGGAACUCAAGACUAUGAAGGAGUAUAUCGAUCUCGAAGUCCAGUCUAGGAAUCAGAAAUCUAAAGACUUGAGGGACAUUGCUGGGAAUUUCUGGGAAGCUGCUUCAGUUUUGAGCAAGAAGUUGCAAAAAUGGAGGCAAAAGCAGAAUGCUAAUGCCAAGAGGGUUAGUUCUAAAACUCACGCUGCUCAUGGGCUUCCUAUGAUUAGAAAGAGUGGUAAGCAGAACAUGGAAAACUUCAGGGAGACGCAAUCUGAUGUUGGGGAAAACGCAAUGGGUAGAAGAUCUUGUGACACUGAACCUCGAAUUUCUGUUGAAAAUCCCCAUAUUAUGAUGAUGGAUGAGCCAAGGGCAUCUUGGGAUGGUUAUUUAGUAGCUAGGAACAUCUCUGGGCAGUCUAAUUCAGAUUCAUCUUUCUCUCAAAUGGAGACUACUUCUGACCGCUCCAGUUCUGUACUCAGUUCUGUAGAGUGUCACCAUCACGAGUCUACUAAGCCUGAAAGGGUCAAGCUGGUUAUCACAGAGAAAGAGCUAAAAGAUUGGCACCUUAAGUCUGUCAAAGAUCGUUCCAUCAAAAAGUUAGAGUCUUUCCCCACAGAAACCCCUGCUGCUGUUGAAUCUUGUAAUAAUAACAAUAAUAAUAAUCAAUGCUUGGAAAGCACAACAAAGAAGGCUUCCACGUGGAGGAAGAAAGUAUGGAAUGUGUUUGGUUUCAAGAAAAAACUCGGUGACACCAAUGGUGUAAACUUGUCAGCAGCUGGGGAAUCCAGUACACGUUUGAGUCUUGAUAAUUCAGUAAAGCCAAACAGGCUUACACGUAGCAGCAGCGUCGUUAGAGCUAGAAAUUCGACUGAUGAUAAGAUUGAAGUGAUUCCGGGUAGGAGUAGUGUUUCUGAAGGUGUUGGAUAUUAUAAUGCUAAUAAUCAUAAUAACAAUAAUGGGAGGUUUCUUCUGUCAGAAAGGAACAGGAAUGCGAAAUGUAGUUCUGGAAACUUAGAUAAUGGUUUGCUGCCAUUUUAUUUGAUGCCACUGAGGACUUCAAGGAGCAAAAAUACUAGUCGAAGUAUGCUACUCAACUCUGAUUGUAUUUCUGAAAAUGUCUUGAAUUGAAAGUGAAUGAUUGCCAAGUUGCCUUCAUUGUAUCACAAUUGUUCAUCAAAUGUUAAAGAGUAUUGUAUUAUUAUCACCAUCUUAGUUUCUUUGUAAGCUUAGUUAGUUUGCUCUGUAUAUAUGAUUUAUAUUGUUAUUAUGAAAAUAUAUAAAUUUUAGUAAAAAACAUAAAUAAAUUUGAUGUCACGAUGUGUUUUCU
Messenger RNA from Cuscuta epithymum, 1973 nucleotides. Lineage: Eukaryota; Viridiplantae; Streptophyta; Magnoliopsida; Solanales; Convolvulaceae. The record is from the annotation of a GenBank genome assembly.